GCGGUUGACAACACCUCGAUGACGUCACACAGGAGGAAGCACAAAACAAGAUGGCGUCUGGCGGAGAAUACGUUGUUUUGGUUAUUAUGGUUUCUAGGUCUUAAUUACAACGUACAUGUGCACAGGUGUGUCGUUUAACGCGGUAAACGUCCUUAUUAAUUGUUUGUAUGCGGAUACAUUAGUCUGAGUGCACUUUGACGUGCUAGCCUAGCCUGCUGGUUAGCUUAGCUUGUUAGCUGCUAACAAAGAGAGGCGGAAGUGAUCGACACAUCAAAGCAGAGAUCCAAUACGUCUGUGAAGAACAUCUUCACCCUCAGCAACAGAAGUGGAGCUUCAGGAUGCAGACGGAGGAGCCACAGCCCUCCCACAUUAAGAAGGAAGAGGAAUACCUUCAGAUCUCCCAUUUUAAAAAGGAAGAGGAAAACCCACUAAUCCCCCAGUUUAAAGAGGAAGCGGUGGAUCCACAGAGCCCACACAUUAAGGAAGAAGAGGAGGACCCACUGACCCCUCACAAUAAAGAGGAAGAGGAAGAACACAGCAUCAAUCAGCAGGGAGAGCAUCUUGAAGGACUGGAGGAGGUUGAUGUCACCAAGAUGCCAGUGACUGGUGUCCCUGUGAAGAGUGAAGGUGAUGAGGUGAAAGGUGAAAGUGAGGAGAGGGGAGGGGGGGAGCCUCCAAGCAGCAGCUCAACACAACACAUGACAACAGAAGCUGAUGGAGACCACUGUGGAGGAUCACAAGCAGACAAGCUCUUAGCUCCACUAUCAGAUAGUGAGGACACAACGUCACACUCUCCUGACACUGAUGAUGAAGACUCUAAAGAUGAUAAGACAUGUCACACUGACAACACUCACUUCACAUCUUUUCACUGUCACAAAACCUUUAAAUACCAUUGUCGUCUGAAAAGACACAUGAGAACACACACUGGAGAAAAACCUUUUAUCUGUUCAAUAUGUGGUAAUGGUUUUACACAAAGUUGGAGUUUGAAAUUGCACAUGAGAAUACACAGUGGUAAAAAACAUUUUGUCUGUUCAACCUGUGGUAAAGGUUUUACACAAAGUACAGAUGUGAAAAUACACAUGAGAACACACACUGGUGAAAAACCUUUUUCCUGUACAACCUGUGGUAAAGGUUUUACAGAAAGUCAAAAUUUGAAAAGACACAUGAGAACACACACUGGUGAAAAACCUUUUUCUUGCUCAGAAUGUGGUAAAGAUUUUGUUCAAAGUAAACAUUUGAAAGUACACAUGAGAACACACUGGUGAAAAACCUUUUUCUUGCUCAGAAUGUGGUAAAGGUUUUGUACAAAGUCCCCUUUUAAAAGUACACAUGAGAACACACACUGGUGAAAAACCUUUUGUCUGUUCAAUCUGUGGUAAAGGUUUUACAGAAAGUCGAUGG
Molecule: messenger RNA, 1401 nt
Organism: Nerophis ophidion (straightnose pipefish)
Lineage: Eukaryota; Metazoa; Chordata; Actinopteri; Syngnathiformes; Syngnathidae
Product: oocyte zinc finger protein XlCOF8.4-like
Exons: 2
Coding region: 339-1265 (308 amino acids)
Biological process (GO): central nervous system development; regulation of transcription by RNA polymerase II
Cellular component (GO): nucleus
Molecular function (GO): RNA polymerase II cis-regulatory region sequence-specific DNA binding; DNA-binding transcription factor activity, RNA polymerase II-specific
Source: RefSeq, a predicted model, not a curated record